UCGAGUUGGAAGGAGUACGCUGUGCUACGUACUUUCAUCACUAUAGAUGCCAACCAAUUGAGUCGGGUCUUCGACCAAAGUAGAGUGUUCGGCACACAAGAUCAACAAUAAAACAAUAGUCAAGUUUAAAUCUCCAUUUAUAUAAAAAGUAUCGAAAAAUGUCUACGAUAAAAGAGAAAUUGUUUACUUCAAUUAUUGAGUCAACAAAUGCAGGCAAUGAUAAAGUCACUGUGGUGGGUGUUGGUCAAGUUGGAUUGGCAUGUGCCUUCAGUAUUUUAUCUAAGAAAAUUUCAAGCGAUGUGGUUUUAAUCGAUGUGAUGAAGGACAAACUGAAAGGCGAAAUGCUGGAUCUCCAACAUGGCAGUUGUUUUUUGGAAAACGCGAAAGUCAAUGCAAGUACUGAUUUUGAAGCAUCAGCUGGAUCAAAGAUAUGCAUCGUAACAGCCGGUGCGCGUCAGCGCGAAGGAGAAACAAGGCUUGAUCUGGUGCAACGUAACACGGAAAUUUUUAAAGGCAUCAUACCGAAACUUGUUCAGCACAGCCCAAACACUAUUUUAUUGAUCGUUUCAAAUCCAGUUGACAUUCUCACAUACGUGGCUUGGAAGUUAUCUGGUUUGCCCAAAAAUCGGGUGAUCGGUAGUGGCACGCAUUUGGAUUCGGCCCGAUUUCGAUUUUUGAUAGCGCAAAAAUUCAACAUCGCACCUACCUCUGUUCACAGCUGGAUUAUUGGAGAACACGGUGAUACAAGUGUACCCGUAUGGUCUGGUGUUAACAUAGCCGGGGUACGGUUGCGUGAUAUCGACCCGACCGUUGGCACAGAAUGCGACCAAGAGAAAUGGAAUGAAAUUCAUAAACAAGUAAUUUCAAGUGCUUACGAAGUUAUCAAACUUAAGGGAUAUACAUCUUGGGCUAUUGGACUUGCAUGUGCUAAUCUCACUUCAGCUAUUCUUCGUAACUCAAACCAAAUUCAUGCAGUUUCUACUCUCGUUUGCGAAAAAAAGGUUCAAAAUCAAGGUUUUCAUGGCAUCGAACAUGAAGUAUUCUUAUCACUUCCCUGUUCCUUAUGCAUAGACGGAAUAGCCUCUGUUGUUGAACAAUCAUUAACUUGUGAAGAGCGCCAAAUGCUUCAUACCUCUGCUAAUACAAUGGCAAACUCAAUAAAGAAUCUGAAAAUAUGAUCUGAAAUUAUUUAAAUUUAAUUUUGUAACUUUUCACUAGUAUUUAUGGUGUUGCACAAACUCAUACAUCUCGCAAAUUUGCAAGACACUAUAUUUACACUGAAACGUAUUUUAAGUGAUUAAUUAAUAAUACAAUAGUGUUGAAGAAUUACACAAUGUAGUAUUUUCAGCC
This is a messenger RNA of Trichogramma pretiosum, 1350 nucleotides long. Its product is annotated as L-lactate dehydrogenase. The transcript is spliced from 6 exons. Bases 159 to 1178 code for a protein of 339 amino acids. NCBI's taxonomy places the organism in Eukaryota, Metazoa, Arthropoda, Insecta, Hymenoptera, Trichogrammatidae. Gene Ontology annotation, cellular component: cytoplasm. Gene Ontology annotation, biological process: carboxylic acid metabolic process. Gene Ontology annotation, molecular function: L-lactate dehydrogenase (NAD+) activity. The record is from RefSeq and is a predicted model, not a curated record.